Molecule: messenger RNA, 5610 nt
Organism: Monopterus albus (swamp eel)
Lineage: Eukaryota; Metazoa; Chordata; Actinopteri; Synbranchiformes; Synbranchidae
Product: copine-8
Exons: 20
Coding region: 98-1792 (564 amino acids)
Biological process (GO): cellular response to calcium ion
Cellular component (GO): plasma membrane
Molecular function (GO): calcium-dependent phospholipid binding
Source: RefSeq, a predicted model, not a curated record
CCGUGCACACGCUCUCUCGCUCUCCUCCGAGGGGCUGGAUUCCACUGUCAACGGGAAACGGAAAAGCCUAACAAUUCUGAGAGUGCAGUUUAACAGGAUGAACAACAGUUUCAUAAGCAUGGCGUCGAUAGGUGACUUCGACCCACUCAACGCUACUAUUCCUGCAACUAAAGUUGAAAUCACGGUGUCCUGCAGGAAUUUGCUGGACAGGGACACCUUCUCCAAAUCAGACCCAAUUUGCGUUCUCUACACACAAGGCAUGGGCAACAAGGAGUGGAGAGAGUUCGGGAGGACAGAGGUGAUUGACAACACACUAAACCCAGACUUUGUGGGGAAAUUCAUUUUGGACUACUUCUUUGAAGAACGUCAGAACCUCAGGUUUGACUUGUAUGAUGUUGAUUCAAAGAGUGCCAACCUGUCAAAACAUGACUUUCUGGGUCAGGCCUACUGUACGCUUGGAGAGGUGGUUGGAUCAUUGGGCAGUCGCUUGGAAAAAGCCCUAGGAGGCAUUCCAGGGAAGAAAUGUGGGACUAUUAUUGUGAAAGCAGAGGAGCUGAACAACUGCAGGGAAUCAGUGAUGAUGCAGUUCUGUGGUAAUAAGUUGGACAAAAAGGAUUUCUUUGGCAAGUCGGACCCCUUUCUGGUCUUCUAUAGAAGCAACGAGGAUGGCACGUUUACCAUCUGCCACAAGACAGAGGUGGUGAAGAACACAUUGAACCCAGUGUGGCAGGCCUUUAAGAUUCCUGUCCGAGCUCUUUGCAAUGGUGAUUAUGACAGAACAAUCAAGGUUGAGGUGUACGACUGGGACAGAGAUGGCAGUCAUGACUUUAUUGGAGAGUUCAGCACCAGCUACAGAGAGCUAUCCGGAGGGCAGAGCCAGUUCAAUGUCUAUGAGGUGGUAAAUCCAAAGAAAAAAGGAAAGAAGAAAAAAUACCUCAACUCUGGAACGGUGACACUGCUGUCAUUCCUGGUGGACAUUGAAGUCACCUUCUUGGACUACAUCAAAGGAGGGACCCAGAUUAACUUCACUGUGGCCAUUGAUUUCACAGCUUCCAAUGGUAACCCAGCCCAACCCACCUCACUCCACUACAUGAGUCCCUACCAGCUGAAUACCUAUGCCAUGGCCCUGAAGGCAGUAGGGGAGAUCAUCCAGGAUUAUGACAGCGAUAAGAUGUUCCCUGCACUGGGCUUUGGAGCUAAGUUGCCACCAGAUGGACGGGUCUCCCACGAGUUUGCGUUGAAUGGAAGUCCUCAGAACCCAUACUGUGCAGGUAUUGACGGUGUGAUGGAAGCCUACUACCAGAGUCUGAAGUCAGUUCAGCUCUAUGGACCCACCAACUUCUCCCCUGUCAUCAACCAUGUGGCCAGGUAUGCAGCUUCAGUGAAGGACGGCUCCCAGUACUUUGUGCUCCUCAUCAUCACAGAUGGUGUUAUCUCAGAUAUGGCCCAGACUAAGGAGUCUAUUGUCAAUGCCUCCUGUCUGCCAAUGUCAAUCAUCAUUGUGGGAGUAGGGCCUGCAGAGUUUGAUGCCAUGAUUGAGUUGGAUGGUGAUGAAGUUAGAAUCUCAUCCAGAGGAAGAUAUGCUGAGAGGGACAUUGUUCAGUUUGUCCCAUUCAGGGACUAUAUUGACCGGACUGGAAACCACAUCCUGAGCAUGGCGCGGCUCGCCAAAGACGUCUUGGCUGAGAUUCCUGACCAGUUCCUCUCCUACAUGAGGACCCGUGGGAUUAAGCCGUUGCCGGCACCACCUCCCUACACACCACCGGGCCAACCAAUCCACACCCAGAUAUGAGGAGCAAGGAGGAGAAAGGUUUUGGAGUCAGGGGUUAGUUUAUCUGACAUAGUGCGUGAAAUACUUCCAUUUACUUAAAACCACUCUCCAUGCCCUUUUUGUCAUGGAUCACAGUGGUCUUUAUCGUGUUCAGGAAGCUGCAUGUCGGGCCAGGAGAGUGACACUUUUGUGGACAGGAAAAGCCAACAAGAGUCUGUUUACUUCCACUGUCAAACAUUUCUGUUACUGUCUGGAUUUUAAUUUCACCUGGGAAAACUUGGAGAGGCUUUUAAAGCGAGUGAACUGAAACUUAGAAUGAUCUAAUUUGGUUGAGGGAAGCAAGGAAAGAAAAAAGAAAUAAGAAAGCAUCCUUUUGAAAAAACUGAAAAAGAGAAGGUCACCAGACAAAACAAAGGAAUCAUUUGAUCUUACAUGAACACUAUCUUUUCCUGUAAAUAACUGGACGUAUGUAACUUCUUUCUUUGUCUCUCUUCAACUCACUCACUGUUUACAGGAAAUGCUAACAAGAACUUUUAGUGUUGAUACUUUAAUCUCUCUCUCUCUUUCUUUCUCCUGGCAUGUGUGUCAGGUAGCAGCAGUGCAGGUCCUGGUAGCCCUUCUGCACCGUACUGUACCGUGCCGUACUGUACCGUACUGUACUCUGGUGUUUCUAUUAACCUUUUGCAUGAGUGUAGCCUCAGUCAAGUGCAUACAUAUAGUGGCCCUGCACUACCUCUUCUUACCCAUCUUUCUGUGUGUGUGUGUGGAGGGUGAAUGUCUGUCUGCCUGUUUCUUCAUUUGGCAUUUCACUGGCAUUGCUCUCAGGACUAAGAAGUAUUUCGAUCUCCCUGUUAAAGCUUUACAUCCUGUCUGUCUGAUUAUCUAGGCUUUUUUGGCCCGGAGGAACGUUUUUAUAGUUCUUAAAACACCUGGUAGAAGAACCCCUUUUUUUGUGUUUCCACACUUCAGGAACUGAGGAUGAUCAUAGUUCUGAGAAGGUUGUUUUGAGCGACUUUGUUAGCUCCUACAUCAGGGUAGGUACUCUCCCAGCACAGUAGGAACCAGGAGUGACAAAAGUGUAUAUUGAUUGGUUGAACACUGAGCCACUGCAGCAUCGGCAACUGACCUUUUUAAAAAAUUGUGUAGCCAUGUAAACAGUUACAAGGAACAGCCAUCGCCAGUGGCACGGUGAGCUGCAGUCUGCCAACAGAAGCCUUUGCAGAAGGUUAGUGGCUCCCAGAGUCAGCGCCAGGACAGAUUACAUAAGGGGCAACAGAUUUUCAAACACAUACGCCAUCACACAUACAGUAUUAAACACAGGCAAUUGCCACAACUGGCUGCAGCACUGCAAGGUAACACUGUUGCUCAGCAAGCCUAAUCACACAGACUACUGAACAAAAGACAUCCAAAGGAACAUGGGCCACUGCAUGAAUGCAUCCACAGAGUUAACAGUAAGAGGCUGUAAAAUACAUGGACAUCAUUCAUUGCCCAUUGCAGCCUCUAGAAUUAGCCUAGAAAUAGCCUUGACUAGCAUUUAUCAGAACAAACGCAGUAAAACUACACAAGACUGAUAAAUUAAAUAUGCUAGAACACAUACAUACAGUAGUAGUUAUUUUAACCCACUGACCCCACUCAGGUCUUCACAUGGCGCUGUGACUGGUGACUCCUUGUAUACUUCACUUUGCUAAUAUAUAAUAUAACGCUAAUGUUGGUAUGUGUUAAACAUUGCAAGCCUGUUGGCUUAUCACUGACCAUCGACCAGCUUACAUCGCUUCAGCGGUCCUACUGGUGCUGCAAAUGCAAAUAGAAAAACAGCUCUGGAAGGACGCUCAGGGCAGUUCCCCAGUGGGGGAGUCCCUACAAUAGGUCCAAAAGCACCUCUCACUCUUUCUUUUCUUUAUUUUAUGGCUCUGUCCCUUUUACUAGCUGUGUAUCCAUCCAACCAUUUUUUUCUUUGCUUUUUUUUUAGAUUUUGAAUGCAAAAUACAACAUAUUUUGGUUCACUUGACAGAAACAGAUCAGUUCAGAGAUUAAUAUAUAAGCAUUUACUGGUUUUACAAUGUGCAUUUGUUGCAUCUUAGGGGAAACAAUGAAAUAUGGACAAAAUUAACAAACUUUUAAUUCUUUUUUUUUUUUUUUUUUUACAUUUCAAAGGUUAUUUUGCUCGUCCUCAUUAGGAUAAUAGAGAUUCAAAUCUUGCAAUUUAGAUUUUUCAGUAGCUAAAACAUUUGCAUAGCAUUUAUUGAUUGUUGAAUGGAAAUAUGGUUACUCCAUCUCUGUCUCUGUGUCGCUAUCUCUCUCCUUCAAACUGUCUUGGCAGUAAGAUGCCCAGAUGCCCUGGGGUGUCAUCUCAUUGUGUCGUCUAACACUCAUAUCCCAUCCCCACAUUUAAAACAACAGCAGCUGCUCUCAAACAGAUAACUGUUUGAGCAUAAAGAGCCCAGUGGUCAAAAAUGCAGAGAAAAAACACUUUCCAUUUUUGCUUUUUGCUCCAUUUUAUAUUUUUGAUGUGUUAUUUUUACUUUAGCUUUAGCUUGGAUAUAGCUUUUUGUUUGUUUUUAUAUGUACCAAUGACAUGUAAAAGGAGGAUUUGUGCAAUUUCUGUUUGUUACUGAUGUUUCCAGUUUAAUGGAAAAUAAUGAAUGAGAGAAUCUGUUGUAAUGAAAGUGAUGAUAACGCUAAUGUGAAUGAAAUGCGUGUUGUAUGAAACUAUUUCUUUAAAAACGUAACAUAACUUGAGCUAGAAUGUGUGCAAAGUCUUACAACAAAUGAGGAUACAGGAACACUGUAGUAAGUAAAUGACAUUGCAACACCAAUAAUAUGAAAAGUGAUGGUAACUCUUACAGUAUUUUUUAAAAUAGUUUGCUUCAUGUUACCAAAACCCAAGUGACAAGCAUUUGUUUAUAGUGAACCUGAUAGUUUGAAGUGUUGCAGUUGAUUUCUUCACCUCUGUCAAAUUAAACCAGACAGUGUCAAAAUCAGUAAACAGUAAACAAAAGUUGUGGCUCAGAGUUGUUUUGCUAAAUUGACACAAGAAAAAAGACACCAGAGACUCUGAUCAUGCAAAGUAAAUCAUCACCAAAUGGUUACAUUCAUAUGAUGUACAUCUUGUACACUGGAGAGUGAGCAAACAUGAUUAUUUCUAACAUUUUUACACAGUUUGAAUAUCUUACAUGCCUGUUCAUCUUUCCUUUCUCACAGUCUCCCCACACCUUGCUACUGUAGCAGAGCACCAAUUUCGGGGGACUAAAUGUCUUUGCUUAGUAGGUGCAGUCACACUCCUGCAGCCACCCACUGCAUUCAAAGCGUAGCUGGACACAUCAUUAGGACUGCAGGUCAGAAUAAGGAACUCACCGCUUCUUUAGCAGAUAUACUGGAAAACUGGAAAACUCACAUCCUCCAAGAUGUUAGUGAUCCAGGGGGUUUAUAGCUUCCUGGUUUUUCUUAAUAUUUUCUUCAUGUUAGUUCUUGGUGACCAUUUAGCAUGAAUGCCUUCAGGUGGAGACAUAUCAUUGUAUAUGAAGAUAAAAGUGACAAUUAUAGCAAAAUGCUGAAGGAAAGCUAUGCUUUACUAUUUCUUAUGUCAAUUAUGAUAACAUUGUACUCAUCAAAGUAUUUAACCUUAAUUUGUUUUAAAUGAUAUUUUAACAGUAGCAUGGCAGUGCAAGGUAGCUCUAUUUAUAUAGCACAUUUCAUAAACAGAGGCAAUUCAAAGUGCUAUAUAUAAGCAAAGAAAAGCAGUAACAACAUUAAAAGCAACAAGCACUAAAAACGGAAUAAAAUCCGUUAAGACAAAAUUAAACAUUGGUAAAAUGAGACAAAAUACAUAAAAUGAAAAG